UGCUGUAUCACCCUUAACGGGACGGUCGGGCGGUGACGUUGGGACGGGGGCACAGAGCUCUAUGAGCGGGCUGCUGCAGCUGGACCGAGCGGAACCAGAACGUCAUCGACCUGCAGACAGCCAUCUCUGUGAAUCUGAGGGACUGUUCGGCUUUUUCACGCCACCAUGAGGGAUUACACGGCCACCCCGAGCAACGGAGGGGGCUGCGUACCGUGUUGCCAAGUUUGCGUCUUCGUCUUUACCGCAUUUUUGAUCGUUGCAGAGAGGACGGCGGUGAUCUACUGCUUUGUGUAUUACCUUUGGAUAGGCCAUAACUACUGCUAUGCUCAUCUCGCUGGCUUCACAGCACUCUUCCUGCUCCCAGGUUGGGGUCCACAGUGGCUCAGUUACCUGUGGUAUCUCUCAGAUGGAAAAAUCCCCAGGAAAUCUCUCAGAUGGACACACAUAUUACACCUGGGUAUCUUCAAAAGGCUAUGGGAGUGUAUGCGUCUUCCAGAUGAGGAUGUGUACGGAGAAAUCAUGCAGCAGGCUGAUGCAUCUGCAUUACGCCUGUUUGAGGCCUUGGUGGUCACCCUCCCCGAGACGCUGCUCCAGACCUAUGUGCUCAUCUGUACUGAUAUAGGGGUCAGGUCUCCUGCCUCGGUGUGUUUUGCUGUAUGUUUACUAUCUCUGGCCUGGGCGCUGGUUCUUUAUGCCAGAGCAUGCUCACUCAUCAGGCCGGGUCACUUGCAUAUGACUCCAGCUGCCAUUCUCUGUCGACUCUUGUGGAGGGUUGGUAUGUUGGGAUCCAGGUUCGCUAUACUCAUGCUCUUCACACGUAUCUUCAAGCAGUGGGUCCUGGGAGUCGUUGGUGUGCACUGGCUGGGUGCAACUUUCUGGAUGGUAUCUCAGCAGACCGACAUCAUACGUUCAACUGGUCGAUGGAGACUUUUCAACCUCGUUCUGGGAGCCAUUCACGUCUUUCUCUUCCUCAACGUGAAGUACGGUCAAUCCAGAUACCGCAUAGCUGCAUUUUAUCUGGUCAUGUUUUUAGAGAAUGCUCUUCUUCUUAUGGCCUCCUCCUGGUUGUUUGCUAUGGUGUCCUGGGACACUGUGGGGAUCCCAGCUGCUGUGUUCUGCAGCUUCCUCAUUGGACUGAUAGCAUUGGUACUGUACUACCGUUUCCUCCACCCCAAGUCUUUUGAGAUCUUCCAGAGUAUUCGUCACAGGGGGAUUGGUGGAGCUUGCAUGGAGCAAGGAUCUACGCUUUCACUCGAGGAGAAAGUCGAGCCAAGUUUCCAUCAUCAUACAACAUUGUCUGGCGGUGGAACACUCAUGGACCUCCCCAUCCAAUGGGAAGGCUGGAAGCAUCACCACUGGCUGCUGAUUCGUUUAGCUCUUAAGACGGGGGACAUUCCAAAGAUCUGGUCAGCAUAUGGAGAAGGGGGUCUGGCCGGACUCAUGGGUCUCUCAGAAGAGUUUCACUCCCCUGAUAUGCAUCACGUACCCCGGGUUCCACCUCCUCAGUCGCGAGUUCUUCAAAUCUCACACCCAGCUCCUCAACCUACCCCUCCAGCACCUCCACCACAGAUUACCCACACUCCACAGGUGAGUCAAAUCGUCCAUCCCCCUAAACCGACUCACAGCACUGUUGUGGCCCGACCAGUGAGAAAAGCUCCUCCCAUAACCAUCCAGGAUAUGAGAAGGUUUCCAGAGAUCAUCCCAUUCCAGGAGGCAAUACCUGAGGAAACUGCAGAGGAGGAGUCAAGCGCUGCACCAUCAGAUGAUAAAGGUGAUGAGGACUUCCAGAGCGCUGCUUACGGCUCACUAUCGCUUUCAUCUCCUCAACAUGUUGAAAGCCUCCGUCACAUCGACAGCAAUGCUGCAUCUUUGACGGAGGCGUCGUCUUCUGUGGGUUCUCUGGACAUCAAGACACCUGGCUGGUCACCUGAGCGUCGCUCCCCUCUCUUGUUGGCUUCCCCAGAGAAGAAUGCGGGGACCCCUGCAGAAUCCAACACUACUCUAUAUUUCAGUGCAGAUGCUCCUUCGCCAUCCAGUGGGAGCUAUCUGGGCUGGGGUUCAGAGCUCUCGCCCAUCUCCUCCUACCGAAGACCCUACCGGAUCAGAGAAGCCCGCUUUGUCACAUCCACCCCACAACUGGAGGCUCAAGGUAGAGCUGAAAGCCCUGGGCCUACUCCGGUUGUUGUAAUUCCUGCCACUCCCGGCACAACACCAGGUACUACUCCAGGUGGGAGCCCUGGGGCCACCACACCUCUCGCUUCCACUCCUGCUGCAUCGACUCCAGUUGCAGCUUCAACUCCUGGUGCUACUAUGCCUGGUACUCCACUCACUCCAGUCAUCUCUCAUGUUCGCAAACAGAUGGUGCAGUAUGUGGACUUUAGAGAGAAUUUAGUGUAAAGUAAAAGUAAAAGGAAAGCUAACCUUUUCAGUAUAGCGGUUCAGUAUAUAAAGGCAUUCUUGUAUUAACUAACUUGUUGGAGAGUUAGGAAAUCUUUUUAGGUCAUCAUGGAGUAAAUCUAUAAAUUAUUUAUUCUGUUUACCCUUUUGAGCAGGCAAAUAUGUAAAAUAGGAAUGUAAGCUGAUGGCUCUUCAAACAUCUGUACUUUGCAAAGAUUUGUAAGAGUUACCAUUUAACAAAUUGUUUGUUAGUGGUCAGCUGGUUUGGGAUCAUGCCAUUACAUUGACAUUUCCAACUGGUUGGAAUGUACAUAGACAAGAGUUAAAAAGUGUGAGGAUGCUUGUGUCCACCUUGUGUGACACAUAUAUGCAUGCCAAUAAAUUAAAACAUUACCAAAUUUGAACUUAUUUCAGUAAUUCAAGUCAAAGUCAAACUCAUUUAAAGAUUUAUUGCAUGCAAAGGGAUUAAAUAGUUUAUUUCUGAGUUAUUGAUAAGCCUAACUUAAAUUGUUUUGUAAAAUUUGAAUCUUAAACAAGACUAAUAAAAAUAUAUAUCUAAUAUAUAUAAAUAUCAGCCUACUGAAAACAAUGUUUUUUACAGUUAAGCGACUUGAUUGCUCCUACUACCACACUUUUUCCUUCUACUCAACUUUCCAUUAACAUGUUUGGAGAGAGAAUUCCAGCCAGCUUCCAAGGAUAUUACCUUUUGUGGCUUACCCUCCUUGUCAAUGACUGGAAAUCCUGUUCUCCACAGUUGUGUAAGUCUUAACAUAAAAAUUCAGCUGCGGUAUAAUCUUGGCUCAGUGUAAUAAAUCUAUAUAAUAUGAGUUUUACUUUUCUGCAAUGAAUUCUGUUCCAACAAUUGCUGCUUCCUAUGUGGUAAAACUGUCAAUUUUAAACUGAUAAGAAGUAAAAGGAUUAGAGAUGACCACACUGUCUCUAUUUGGAUUUUUAGUAACAAAAUGUGAGAAAAGUUAUUUAAAAGUUUUUAUUUUGUAUAGAUUAGAUAAUGUCAAACACCUUCUUGAUUGUUGAGGGAUUCUCUUGUGCAUCUGUCCAAUCAGUCAGUUACUGACGGUUGCUGUUUACACACAUUAAUUUCACAUGUGCAAAUACAGAGGUCAUACUUUAAACAAAGGGAUCAGUCCAUGUUUUAUUUCCACUCUCAAGCAGACUAAUGAACAUAAUACAAUAGAUAAUGUACAUGUUUACCAUAUACACUGUAAAAUACUUGCUGUUGUUACCCACUUAUGUGGUUGUAGCACAAUAUUUACAUACGACACUACAGUCAGUGUGUUAGUUUAUUAAGUAAUUAUUAGCAAUAUACAGCAUUGGGGAAAGCAAAGAUUUAAGUCUGAUCUCAAUUGUUUUUAUUUUGCUUCAGCCAGAAUUUCUCAAACUCUUACAAUAGUUCAGAUCAGUAUUUCAUAUGGUUUUCUGAAGGCCUUUCAAAAGGUUUUAAGACUGUUUUUGUUGGUUGUUAAGCUACUUUACUCGGACCUCUGAGUCAUAUAGGGAUAAAAAGGCUCCUUGGUUCGACAGAAGAGCCAGUCUGGUCUUUAUACAUAACGGAGAACUUAGCAAAGAUCUUUUGCCUGAUUCUUAUUGGAAGUUUGUCACAAAAAACAAAACUGGUGCCCAUUUCUUAAGGAAAAACGCAAAGCUAAAUAUUGUACCAACAAUAAGGUGAUUCCUAAAGAGCUAGUAUUAGCUGAAAACUUGGUUCAAAGUAGAUCAGCAGUGUGUAAGUCACAGAAGCAAUUUGAAAAAUAGCAACAAAAAAAAAACUAUGAUUUAUUGAAGUAGACCGAUGGUCCCCAAGCUUGCAGAUUGUGAUCCACAAAAUAACAGUGUAAGAAACUCAUGACACCCAACUAUUAACGUACAAACAUUUCAUGUUAGGCUUUUCCGCUAAAGAGGUUCCAGUGCUUAGCCCUAGUUAAGCACUCACACAUUCAUUUGCUUUCUUGCUUUGUAAAAUGCGAUACCAAUUCUCAUUACACAACUUAUGUUUACUUAAGACUAAGGUCAGCAGAGCCAGAAAUUAAGACAAGGAAACAUAAGGGAGGGUGAGACAGCAAAACAAGACCAGGGUGCCAUGCAGAAAACAAGGUAAAAUGAAAGAAGCAAAUGGUAGGGGACAAUUUAUAACCAAGGGCCAGGAUGAGCAACAUGCCAAUGGUUACUAUGAUAGAGAGGGGGAAGGAAAUAAAGAGGUGACCAAACAAAGACAUAAACAUAAAAGUGAAGAACAAAGCAAUAAAACGGAAACAGAAGACCAAUUUAACAGUCUAUGAAAAAAACUGAUUAAAUCAGAUAGAAGUUACAAGGGAAGGUUCAGUGUCAUAACUGGUAGACCUGAUGUGAAGCUAUAUGGUGAAAUACAAUGUUAAUCAGUAUGAGAUGUAUUUAUGAUGUAUGUCUUCCAUAUUGUCCGUUGUGUUGAUUUUUUUUUUUAUAGCACUGACAUUCAAGCAGACAUCUUGUUUUUGAACCUGUAUAAUAAAAAUCGUAUUGUAAUGUUUAUUAGGCAGAUAAACUGCUCGUGUUUAAAGACACGAAAACAUAGAAGUUUAGGAAGACGUUAUGUAACAAAGAAAGAACUAAGCCAACAUGCUUUGGGCAGAGCCGCUUCAUUACAUGUGACCAAAAUAAACCCACUAGCAGCAGCUUCACUGCAUGGUACAGAAACAAGCAGUUUUGCUCUCUGAAAGACAGAAAGAACACACUUUUUUUAAAUACAUGCACAUUAUUGUAGUUAACACAGAUGCUAAACUGUAUGUGUAUGCAACAGCAAAAAGGAAGAUUAUGCACUGAUGAGAAUACAACACGCUCAUGCUUUAGUCUGCAGAAGUGCUUCGUCUUGUAAAAAGAUAGUCAGCUGCCACACUUGCCUGCUUUGUGUACUUAAUACACAAGUGUUUGUUUUGAUGCAUUUUGUAUUUGUUUUAUUUUUAAUUGUUUAAAUUUACUUUUAGAAAAACAAAAUGAAGGUUUAUGCUAGAUGUGCUGAGCUGAGUAAAAAGCAAAUUUGCUUGAGUGUAUCUUUAAUGCAAAAACUGAUGUUUUGUUUACAUGCAUCACAUUAUAUGUGCAAGGCUUCAUUACACUGGUCCCCUGUGGCAGAAGUGACCCAUAAAGUGUGUUAUCGAUGUGACAAAAAUAAAGACAUCUAUCAUGACUCAAGUAAAA
This is a messenger RNA of Girardinichthys multiradiatus, 5589 nucleotides long. Its product is annotated as XK-related protein 5-like. NCBI's taxonomy places the organism in Eukaryota, Metazoa, Chordata, Actinopteri, Cyprinodontiformes, Goodeidae. Gene Ontology annotation, cellular component: plasma membrane. The record is from RefSeq and is a predicted model, not a curated record. The transcript has 13 exons. Gene Ontology annotation, biological process: engulfment of apoptotic cell; apoptotic process involved in development; phosphatidylserine exposure on apoptotic cell surface. The coding region runs from base 166 to 2397 and encodes 743 amino acids.